CCCUGCACCGAGUUUGUAGCGGCGCACGGGCCAUUUCUUGUGGUAGGGUUUUCCGCCCUGUACCCAUUUUGCGAAUCCACACCAGUCAGAUUUUGUUAGGGCCUGGCGAGCAGGAAAGGCUGUUGUUCCCUUCCAACGACCCGAAGACUCGUCGCUGUCAAAGGAAUCGUCGCCCCAUCGCCCAUUUGACUCGACAAACGAUCUUUUCGCCAUGUCUUCCGGCAAGGUCAAGACGGGCCAAUUAUGGUCCAAGAGCAAGGACGAGCUCAUCAAGCAACUUGGCGAGCUGAAGACGGAGCUGAGCCAGCUGCGCAUUCAGAAAAUCGUCUCCUCGGGCACCAAGCUCACCAAGAUCCACGAUCUUCGCAAGUCGAUCGCCCGCGUUCUCACGGUCAUCAACGCCAAGCAACGGGCGCAGCUCCGCCUGUUCUACAAGGGCAAGAAGUACCUGCCGCUUGACCUCCGGCCCAAGCAGACUCGCGCCAUCCGCCGCCGCCUGUCCCCCGAGGACGCCUCGAGAGUUCUGGAGAAGACCAAGAAGCGCCAAACGCACUUCCCUCAGCGGAAGUUCGCUGUCAAGGCUGCGUAGAGGCGUUUUUCAUGGGUCAAGCGAGGGAUCUAUUUACGGCACAUCCGGCGUGGGUUUUAAAACUUUGGCACUCGACACAUUGCAUCAUCCCAGGGAAUCUGCUUUGGGGGUUUGAGGG
Messenger RNA from Thermothielavioides terrestris NRRL 8126, 707 nucleotides. RefSeq names its product 60S ribosomal protein L35. The coding region runs from base 212 to 589 and encodes 125 amino acids. Gene Ontology annotation, molecular function: structural constituent of ribosome; mRNA binding. NCBI's taxonomy places the organism in Eukaryota, Fungi, Ascomycota, Sordariomycetes, Sordariales, Chaetomiaceae. The record is from RefSeq and is a predicted model, not a curated record. Gene Ontology annotation, biological process: maturation of LSU-rRNA from tricistronic rRNA transcript (SSU-rRNA, 5.8S rRNA, LSU-rRNA); translation. The transcript has 4 exons. Gene Ontology annotation, cellular component: ribosome; cytosolic large ribosomal subunit.